Oncorhynchus mykiss (rainbow trout) is the source of this 486-nucleotide messenger RNA. The record is from RefSeq and is a predicted model, not a curated record. Lineage: Eukaryota; Metazoa; Chordata; Actinopteri; Salmoniformes; Salmonidae.
AUGGUCCUCAAACCAGACAACACCAUUAUCACCAUACCUAUCCCGACCAUGGUCCUCAUACCUGACCCUACCAUGGUCCUCAUAACUGACCCUACCAUGGUCCUCAUACCUGACCCUACCAUGGUCCUCAUAACUGACCCUACCAUGGUCCUCAUAACUGACCCUACCAUGGUCCUCAUACCUGACAACACCAUGAUCACCAUACCUGACCCUACCAUGAUCCUCAUACCUGACAACACCAUGAUCCUCAUACCUGACCCUACCAUGGUCCUCAUACCUGACCCUACCAUGGUCCUCAUACCUGACCCUACCAUGAUCCUCAUAACUGACCCUACCAUGAUCCUCAUACCUGACAACACCAUGAUCCUCAUACCUGACCCUACCAUUGUCCUCAUACCUGACCCUACCAUGAUCCUCAUACCUGACCCUACCAUGAUCCUCAUACCUGACCCUACCAUGAUCCUCAUACCUGGUCCUCAUACCUGA